Messenger RNA from Manacus vitellinus (golden-collared manakin), 1291 nucleotides. RefSeq names its product X-ray repair cross complementing 4 (gene XRCC4). NCBI's taxonomy places the organism in Eukaryota, Metazoa, Chordata, Aves, Passeriformes, Pipridae. Bases 169 to 1173 code for a protein of 334 amino acids. The record is from RefSeq and is a predicted model, not a curated record. Gene Ontology annotation, biological process: response to X-ray; immunoglobulin V(D)J recombination; double-strand break repair via nonhomologous end joining. Gene Ontology annotation, molecular function: DNA binding. Gene Ontology annotation, cellular component: DNA-dependent protein kinase-DNA ligase 4 complex; DNA ligase IV complex; nucleus. The transcript has 8 exons.
GUGUUCAUUGCAUGACUUUAUUUUAUUUUUAUUUUACUGUUUACAGGUUUAUAACAGUGUUUCCUGGUUUAUCUUUGGAUGUUAGAAAGUGAGGAUUUGCCAGCACACUGAACUGUUAGCGUUGGGAAGAACUGGUAGAAAAGGGUGAAAAAGAAAGGUGCUGGGAAAAUGGAGAAGAUUCUGAACAGAAUUCAUCUGGUUUCUGAUCCAGAAGCAACCUACUUCCUACAAGUAUCAUGGGAAAAGGAUUUAGGCACUGGCUUCGGUAUACUUCUUAGUGAUGGUCAGUUCUCAUGGGCUGGGACAGUGUCUGAAGCAGAAAUUUCCAGGGAGGCUGCUGAUAUGGAAAUGAACAAGGAAAAGUAUGUGGAAGAGCUGAAGAAAGCAUUGGUGACUAGAGAAGAGUCAGCUGGCAAAUACAACUAUCUGAUUUCAAGAGAUCAAGAAAAUGUGGUGUGUCAGUUCUCCUAUGAAAGAAGUCUGAAAGAUGGCUCUUUCAGACUUGGCUCUGUGAAGCUGCAGGAGGUCCCAAGUCCGGCCAAGGUGGUGAAGGAGCUCAUUGGUUACUGCCUGGACAGCCUGGGAAAACUGCAGGCCAAAAAUGAGCACCUGCAGAGAGAAAAUGAAAGGCUUUUCAGCAACUGGAGUGAUGCAGAGAAGAGGCUGGAAAAAUGUGUGGAGGCUAAAGAGAAGCUGGAGGCAGAUCUUUAUAACCGUUUUAUUCUGGUGCUGAAUGAGAAGAAGGCAAAGAUAAGAAACUUACAGAAGUUGCUGAAUGAAGCCAAAGAAUCUGCAGCAGAUGCCAAAUGUACCAGGGAUGAUAUAACUACUACUCAGAUGGUUAUAAAGAGAGAAAAUGACUAUGAUGCCAGCACUGAUGAGGAAAGUGAAAGUUUAACACAGGCCUCAUUACCAUCAGCACCGGAGCGAAGGGAUUCCUCCCUCCUGGGGAGCCCAGGCGUUGCUGACACAGCUCCAAGAAGGAAGAGAAGACAAAGGACAGCAAAACCUACUGGGACAGGGCCUAAGGUGGCAGCUUAUGAGGCAGAACAACCACCUGAAGAAAAACCUGACCUGGCCUCACAGAAGACAUCUGGCCAGCAUUCUGUGGAUUGGAACCUGGAAACACUGAAGAACACUUGUGAGCCAGAGGACCUCUUCGACGACAUGUAGCCACAUGUGGUCUGAGAGACAGAGACUGGUGCUUCUACCAGAGAUAAGCUGUAAAAUUAGAGGCUUUUUUUGUAGAGUAGAGCCAAGAUCUGUGCUCUGAGGUGGUUUCCAGUGGCAC